Nymphalis io (European peacock) is the source of this 1282-nucleotide messenger RNA. Its product is annotated as retinol dehydrogenase 12-like. The record is from RefSeq and is a predicted model, not a curated record. The transcript has a single exon. Lineage: Eukaryota; Metazoa; Arthropoda; Insecta; Lepidoptera; Nymphalidae. Bases 79 to 1062 code for a protein of 327 amino acids.
ACAAGUUAUAUAUAAAUUUGAAUCUAAGCGGAGCGUGUUUUAUUUCGUCGGUGUUUCUUGUGUGAUAAGCACAUUGACAUGUUGCUGUUGUUAUAUAUUGUCGUUGUAGUUAUAAUCGUAGUGCUAGUUGUAGGCUUGUAUGAGAAAUCCACUAAUGCCAUAUGUACGUCCAAGAAGAGACUCGAUGGGAAAACCGUAAUAGUUACUGGAGGAACGACAGGAAUGGGAUUACAAAUCGCGACGGACUUCGCGGAUAGAGGAGCUCGUGUUAUCAUCGCUUGUCCCUUUAAGAACGAAGGAGUAGAGGCCUUGAAAUACAUUCUAGAAAAAACAGAGAACACAGAUGUUGUCUUCAAAAUAUUGGAUUUGUCUUCUUUAAAGUCUAUUAGAGAAUUUACAAAAGAUAUCUUUAAUAACGAGAAAAGAUUGGAUAUUUUAAUGAAUAACGCCGGAGUUGGCGUCGUUAAUGAGUUCAUCACAGAUGAUGGGAUGAGUUUUAUAAUGCAAGUAAACUAUUUUGGUCAGUUUUUGUUGACUUUAUUAUUGUUGCCUCUUUUAAAUAAAACUGGAACGAAGACAGAUCCAGCUAGAGUUGUGAAUACCUCGUCUGUUUUACAUAAUUUUGGUUUCAUUUAUCUAACAAAAAUAAACGACAUACGCUUCUGGUUUCCCCUACAGUUUUAUGCGAACAGCAAGUUAUGUUUAGUGUUGUUCGCUCACGAAUUGACAAAAAAACUGAAACGUAAUAAUGUUGUUGUCAAUUGUGUUGAUCCUGGUAUGGUUGGAACUGGAAUUUUUCAAAGUGCUGGAAGCUUACUAGGAUGUAUUAUGACUACGAUAGGAUUAGUAUUGUUCAAAACUCCAUGGUUAGGUGCACAAACAGCGAUACAUGCGGCAUUAGAUAAGAAGGCAGGAGAGAUGAGUGGACAGUUCUUUAAGAAUUGCAAGUUGACACGAGCUAAGCGAUCUGCUUACAACGACGAGACCGCUGAAAAGUUGUGGGAUACAUCCGCGAGUCUUGUUAAAUUAAGUAGUGAAGAAAUUGAAAAAUGUUUUCUAUAACAUUAUUAAACGGUGAUGUGGUUUUUUCUGUGAUGUUUCUCAAUUUUAAUUUUAAGGAAUAAUAAUCAACAAGUAUUUGCUAAUUUAUCUAAUAAUUAAUAUUAUUAAGACGUAUUCCUGAUAUUGUUUAAUUAUAUUUAGUUUCAUUUUUGUACAAAAAUGUUAUAAUAGAUAUGUUAAUAUUUCGUGAAACAUACUAAAUUCCAUUCAACAUUCCAUA